Mya arenaria is the source of this 2779-nucleotide messenger RNA. Its product is annotated as palmitoyltransferase ZDHHC15B-like. Lineage: Eukaryota; Metazoa; Mollusca; Bivalvia; Myida; Myidae. The transcript is spliced from 12 exons. Gene Ontology annotation, molecular function: protein-cysteine S-palmitoyltransferase activity. Bases 17 to 1156 code for a protein of 379 amino acids. The record is from RefSeq and is a predicted model, not a curated record. Gene Ontology annotation, biological process: protein targeting to membrane; peptidyl-L-cysteine S-palmitoylation; synaptic vesicle maturation. Gene Ontology annotation, cellular component: endoplasmic reticulum; Golgi apparatus.
CCGGAAGAGAAACAAAAUGGCACCGUCAAUAUUGAGAAUCUGUUGUUCCGCCGUCAGAUGGACUCCUGUAGUGUUUAUAUCUGCCAUAGUAGUGUGGUCCUACUAUGCUUAUGUUGUCCAAAUGUGUUUCUUGACAGUUGAAAGCAUAGCAGAAAGAGUGAUCUACUUGCUGCUAUACCAUCCAUUACUGGUGCUGUUUGUCUGGUCAUACGCCAAAACCAUCUUCACCCCUGUUGGAGUAGUACCAAAGAAGUUUUUCCUGCCAGACCACAUUGCAGACAGAUUGAUGAGGGAAAACGAAACAGAGCAGAAAAACAUACUGAUAGAGUUUGCAAGGAAUAGUAACUUGCCAGUCCAAAAUAGAACACAUUCAGGGGCGCCACGUUACUGUGAGAAGUGUAAGUGUAUCAAGCCUGACCGCUGCCACCACUGUUCCAUGUGCGGUACCUGUGUCCUCAAGAUGGAUCACCAUUGUCCUUGGGUGAAUAACUGUGUUGGAUUUACCACCUACAAGUUUUUUGUGAUGUUCCUAGGCUAUGGGCUUGUCUACUGUAUAUAUGUAGCUUUAACAUCAUUGAAAUACUUCAUCUCAUUUUGGUCUGGUGGGGUAGGUAGCAACAUGGGCAAGUUCCACGUGCUAUUCCUGUUCUUCGUGGCCGUCAUGUUUGCCAUCAGUUUGGUGUCCCUAUUCGGCUACCACUGCUACCUUACAGCCAAAAAUAGAUCAACACUAGAAUCGUUUAGAUCCCCAAUAUUCCAGUCGGGCCCAGACAAAAAUGGCUUCAGCCUGGGCAAAUUCAACAACUUUAUAGAAAUAUUUGGGGAGAAUAAGAAGUUGUGGUUUAUUCCCGUUUUUACAGGUGAGGGCGAUGGGGUGAGCUUCCAAACAAGCCCGGCUAACGCUAGCUCCUCGAGCUCUUAUCAAACCAUGGGCACCACCACACCAUCCACAAUUCCAAGUGCUGGUGAUGGUGUUACAUUCCCAACACGGACCGUGGAUCUGGACUCCGAUGGCCUGCUGGCGGACAGACAGCGCUGGAUGGAGGAGGGGGACCUAGACACACAUAUCAACAACGGUACGCCCACAAACCCCAGCAAUGGCCCUGAUUAUAUAUCCACCUCUAAUCAAAACCUGAUAAACCACUUAGAGGAAUGACAGAAGCCUGAAGGUUACGGCUCAAACAGAUACUUGUCCCAUGAUAGCUUAUGAUGAAUUAAGUUCUAGAAGCUGAAUAGAUACUGAUGAACAAAAGGGUGCAGGCUUUAACCAGAAGAGUCUACUGCAGGGAGUGAUAUUUUAGAAACAUGUAGUAUGGUGUAGUUGUCCGUAAAAAAUAAGAGUGUAAACAUUAUCAACAAUUUGGAUUUUUGAAAAACACAAGUAAUAUUGUGUUAUUAUCAUGGUGUGUUGUAACUCUCUUUUUGAUAUUUUGAGAGUUAGAUUCCUUCUUUAUUUCAAAGUGACAAAAUGCUUAUGUUGUAGAUGUAAAUAGCUUUUACAUAUUGUUUUCAUGUCAGUGUGAAGCAAUGUACAUGUUGUUUUAGGCCCAUCAGGUAAUUUUUGUCAUGACACUGUGCUAAAUCAUAACAAAAUUAUGAUAUUCAUUAAGAUUUUAAUAACUGAGGCUAAAUCCAAUAUUUGGUUUUCAUUUGUGCCAAUUUGAUCUUUUUUUAUAUUACUUUUAAGACAUUAAAGUGGUUGUGAAUUUAACUUCAUUUAAAAACCUACAGUAUAUUUUCAUGUGCCCACCAUGUUAGCAAUUGAACAUGGUUGCUCCUGUGCAAAUUAAAACUAAUCAAUUGAUUUUUCCAUUAGUUUCAUAACUUCAACUGAAAAGUAUCCUAUUUCUUACACUGUAUACGUGUGCAACUGUUAAUGAUGAAACUUCACAUGAGCCUGUCCAUUUCCUUACACUGUUAUAAGCUCGGCAGAUCUAAUACCCACUAUUUCAGAACUCUCUGUUACCUGUAUCUGUUUUGUAGAAAGUUUGUCUUUCAUGGAUCAAGAGGCGACACUAAAGCGAGUCAAGAAGUCCGAGACUUCGAAUAGUAGGCCAAGACUGAUAGAUCUUGGUAUCUCCCAGGAGUCAGAUCCCCUAGUCCUUACAAAAGAAAUAUGUAAUAACGAAUGCCACUUAUGUAUAAAUUUUCGUCUUCUAGCCUUCUUUAAAACUUGAUUUAAUAUUGCGCUGUGACAGUCAGACAUUAUAAAUAACCUUAAUUUAGAUAUUUCUCCAUUCUGUAUGUCUGUGAAUUUAUCUUAACUGCUGGACUCCUUGAUGACUCCAAACACUGUGGAUAUGUUUCUUUGUGGUGUAAUUAUUGUUGCUUCUUGUUAUUUAUCUUCAUUGUGCUUUUUCUUCAAGAGUAAGUUGUGCAUUACCAAGCUUAUGCUAAUUUUUACAUUAUGCUUUUUUUAUCUAAUGUUCUAUAAAGCAAUAGUACACUCGUAUCUACAAAUAUUACACAACUUGCAUCUUGAACAACUAAUUGUGGAAAGCAUUUGAAAGUUAAUUGCUUGAUUUUCUGUUGUUAGCAUUACCUGCUACUCAAUAAACUAUUAUCCGAUUUUAUAUGUGAAAGUCGAAGUCCGUUUUGAGGCUAGGCCUGAUGGUUUAGAUUCCUUCAGAAAGUUCUCUUCUAUCACCCGGGCUUUAAUCAUUAAGCAUUAUCACUUAUAAUAAUACACACUUAUUCCACUGUUUUGUAGUAUGUGGUUUAAACAUAUUGUUGAUACAUUAUACAUGAUUUGCAUUUUUUAAUAAAUUGUUGAAAACUA